GGCGUGAAGAGCCAGCCGUACGUCUGCGAGACGGGCCACUGCUGCGGCGAGACCGGCUGCUGCAUCUACUACUACGAGCUCUGGUGGUUCUGGCUGCUCUGGACGGUCCUGAUCCUGUUCAGCUGUUGCUGCGCCUACCGGCACCGCCGCGCCAAGUUGCGCCUGCAGCAGCAGCAGCGGCAGCGCGAGAUCAACCUCAUUGCCUACCAGGGUGCCUGCAACCCCCCGCCGCCCUCCGCGGGGGACCUCCGGAUGCUGGCCUCCUUCAAGCUGCCGGCCUACGAUGAGGUGGCCUGGCGCCCCGCCACGCCGCCCCCCCCGUACAGCGCCGCCGUCCUCCUCCUCGGGGGCUCCGGCUCCCUGACGCUGACCGGCAGCUCCGAGAACUCCUCCAGCUGCUCCUGCGAGUCCAGCUGCUUGACCUCCCCCAGCAGCACCUCCCUGUCGGCCACCGAGGCCAGCAGCCCCAGCGAAGGGGAGGCCGAGGGCGACGGGGGCUGCGGCCGCCCCGCGGGGGACAGCUGGGAGCGGGCGGCCCCGCCGGGCAGUCCUUUGGCGGCCGCCCCCCCCAAGCACGCCCUCUUCUCCUCCAGCGUGGAGCUCUUCGAAAGCGACUCGCGGCGCCCCUCCGAUGGGGAGGAGGGGCCCGACGCCCGGGAAGAGAGUAGCCACGCGCGGCACCGGCGCCUGACGGGGGACUCCGGGAUCGAGGUGGGCCGGGGCCAAGACGAGGAAGAGGCUGCAGGCGAGGACAGCGAGGAGGAGGAGGAGGAGGAGGGUGCCCACUUGCCUGCCAAAGGGGCAGCCGGCUGUCAGCAGGGGGAGCCCUCUGAAGGGGGCGCCGAGGAGCUGCCCCCCUCACCGACGUUGCCUGUCCGAA
Protobothrops mucrosquamatus (brown spotted pit viper) is the source of this 880-nucleotide messenger RNA. Its product is annotated as WW domain-binding protein 1-like. The transcript has 3 exons. The annotation marks the transcript as partial. Lineage: Eukaryota; Metazoa; Chordata; Lepidosauria; Squamata; Viperidae. The record is from RefSeq and is a predicted model, not a curated record. Gene Ontology annotation, molecular function: WW domain binding.